UCCUGCCAACGGUACAUCCAUCCGUGCCUGUCUUCCCAAUUACUGCAGAGGCGUGUGAGAUCGGUACAGGUCGAGACUUGCUACGCAACUGGCGACGGAUUUUACGUGUUGGGAUCUGUCAAAUCAGCGAGAAAAGGAUUGAAAGAGCCUGUAGCCGAAUAAAGAAAGGCAAGAGCUGCGCAACACGAGUGUCUCACUGGGAACCUACAGAUUCCGGCCGUUUGGAAUUUGUCUUACCUUGGGAACAAGAACAAGCCAAAACAGAGAAGGAACAGGGGAGAGAGAGGGGGUGAGAGAGGGGCCGGAGGAAGCUAAUUUUGUUUGCUUCUUCUUGCUCAGCUGUUUCGCUUAAUUACUUGGCGGGUUUUGUUGGCCGUGAGCUAAAGCCGGAUUGUACCACCCUAAUUUUAGCUGUUCUUUGGCUGGAUUGGGGAUUACCGGAGAACGAGUCCCCGCCCGGUCUGUGGAACAAUUUUGAUUGUUCCGUUUGAUUCCUCCCAUGGAAAUAUAGUCAGCAAAGCUGCGCAGGGGCUGGAGCUCGUGUUUCUUGAUGCGAUUUCAGCAACUUUCAGCCCCUCCAAGAACAGAUUCCUGAGCGCAAUCUUUGGGGUCUAGAGCCCAACUUUUUGAAAACUUUAGUCACGGGGAAAAUCGUACUCUGCUCGCUCCAAGAUUGCAUUUUUUUGCCACCUUCUUGCUCCAAGAUUGGGUUCCCCUUGUCGCUGCCGUUUGAAAGCGGAAGGAUCCAGAUGUUCUUGGCAAGGUAGGUAAAACCGUAAAAGUAAAGGGAGAUGCCCAAGGCAGGCGAUGGUGGCAGCGGCGGCGGCGGUAGUGGUGGUGGCCGGAGGAUCGGGGACGCCAAGGAUUUGCCUCUUCUUUUGCUCAGGGUGGGCGCUGCCAUCACGCUCUCCAUCGCUGGGCUGUUCUUGUCGCGGCUGCGGUCUCAGCGCCGGUCCCGGGGUUUCCUGCUCCCUCCUCCUUCAGAGUCGGAUGAUACCCACGGCAUGAAGGGUGGCGGCGGAGGGCUCAAGGAGGAGCUAAGGAUCCUCAAGAAUGAGGACACCAAGGCAAAAAUCAUCAACGGAAACUCUGUCCACACAACGACUACCACUACAACGACGACCACCACUGCCUCGGUGGCACUGCCCCCAAAAUGCAGAAACACUGCUGACGAUGAAGGAUUUCUCCUUCCAGAAUUUAAUGAUAUAGUUCUGGAAGAAUUUGGCCGAGACAUAGGCAAUAUUGCAACCUCACCUGCACUGAGAGUAAGGGAAGAUGCAUCAAAUGAGCAUGAAAUUUACAAGCUCAGAGAUUUGGUGAGAUCUCUGCAAGAAAGGGAGAAGAACCUGGAGCUACAACUUUUGGAGUUUUAUGGUUUGCAGGAGCAAGAUGCUGCAGUUAGGGAGCUUGAGAACCAGCUGAAGAUUAACAGUGUCGAGUCAAAGUUAUACUCCUUGAAGAUCGAAUCUUUGCACUCUGAAAAUCAGAGGCUGCAGACGCAGUUGUUGGAAAGCUCAAAGUUAACCUCCGAGCUUGAGGCGGCAAGAUCAAAGUGCAAGCUGUUGAAAAAGAAGUUGAGACUGGAUGCGGAACAAGCAAAGGAGAAAAUCACUUCCCUUCAGAAAAUGGUUGAUUCUUUGCAGUGUAAGGAGACUAUUGAGGUAGAAGCUGAGGCUGAGGCUGAGAAGAAAUUAAAGAGGCUAGAGGAAUUGGAAAAUGAGGUAAGAGAGCUUAGAGCUGCAAAUUCUAGGCUGCAGCAGGAGAACUCACAUCUUACUAGGCGAUUGGAGCUCACACGCCUACCUCCAGUACCCAAAUCCCACAAUAGCAUUGAGGUAAAAGCAUCUGAGGAAGCUGACCAAUUAAGGCAAUACAACGACAAAUUGGAAAAGGAGGUUGAACAACUGCAGACUGACAGGUUUGCAGAUGUUGAGGAGCUGGUAUAUCUGAAAUGGAUCAAUGCUUGCCUGCGGCAUGAGCUGAAGAACAAGGACUCUCCCGGGGCACAGACUACCGCACGGGAUCUGAGCAAGACCUUAAGCCCCAAGUCUGAGCAGACGGCUAAGCAACUGAUAAUGGAGUAUGCCAAUGUUGGUGCGGACGAGAGAAGUUUAAGCUCUGUAGAAUUUGGUUCGGAGUACGCUUCUUCAAGGGCAUCAUCAGGUGGUGAACCUGAUGAUGCAUCACUCGACAUGCCGUCGAUGACAAAGCACACAAACCCAAAGAAGAAAGAGAAGAAAAAGUUUUUCUCUAAACUUCGGAAAUUGGUACUUGGAAAAGAAAAGGAAAAGAACAUCCCUACAUUGGAGAGGAGAGUAUCUAUUUCGAGCUGUUCCUUUGAUGACUUCACUGGAAGAGAAUCACAUGAUAGCUAUUCUUCGUUUAUGACAGAACCAGCUAUAUCUACCAGCCAGCGACAUGACGAUCGCAGCUGCGCUAGGCAUUCUUUUGGCAGCCAAAGAUAUAGCCAUCCCAGCCCUGGGGUAAAGAAGAAUACAGCUUGCGGAUCCGAGAGAUUCAGCGAACAUGGUUCUCAAUUCGAUAGUGGUGAGGCCACAAUACCAGAAGAUGUCGAGAUCAACAAAUUCGCCGAGGCGCUGAUUACAUCAAGGACAGGUUCUAUGUCAUCGAGGAGGACAUUAUCUUUCAGUUAACUGCUAAACCAAUAGCUUAGGGGUCAUGUUCUGCUGACCCAUCUGUCUGGAUGUAUAUUUUGGCCAGAUCCUGAUGGGGAAGGUAUAGGAGAUGUUACUGGAAUGAAGUGUCCAAGACUUUACCUUUUUUGGCGGGGAAUAUCCAAGACUUCACCGAUUCUGUGUGAAAUGUACAUGUAUAAUAGGAUAGUGCAAUGACCUUUUAAGGAAAAAACCUUUUAAUCUCAACCGUGGCCAUCCAUUUGGCUGUUCUGUGCUUCUUCACUGUUGUUCUUUGCAAACCUUUUUUUGUUGUCUAGGAAAAGGCUGCAGGUUAGUAUCAAAUAUAUACAUGGUUGUUUGUUAUGCUGUUGUGGGUAGAUGAUGCUGAACAACUCCUGCCAUCA
Molecule: messenger RNA, 3040 nt
Organism: Brachypodium distachyon (stiff brome)
Lineage: Eukaryota; Viridiplantae; Streptophyta; Magnoliopsida; Poales; Poaceae
Product: protein CHUP1, chloroplastic
Exons: 4
Coding region: 792-2654 (620 amino acids)
Biological process (GO): chloroplast organization
Cellular component (GO): chloroplast outer membrane
Source: RefSeq, a predicted model, not a curated record